AUGGCGGAGCGCGGGUGUGGGCUAGGAGUGGCGGCCGAGCCGUAUUGGGUGCCGCCCGAUCAUUCUCUAUGGGCGGGCAGCCGGUGCGGCUUGGUCGCAAUAACAUGGAGGCAGACGGACGAGCCUGUUGCCUGUUCCCGGGUGGGGGCAGGUGACGGGUUUGUCAUCGUCAAAUGGGGUCGAGUCCACGUUGUGGGGGUAUAUAUUUCCCCCAACGUGAAUGUAGCCACAUUCGAGGGGACACUCGCAAACCUAAAGGCGAGCCUGACAGGGAUCCUGCCCGCGCAGCAAAUCCUGGUGGCCGGGGAUUUCAACGCCAAAUCGGCGUUGUGGGGCUCCCCGGUCACGGACGCGUGGGGCGGGAUCCUAGAGAAUUGGGCGGUGGGCCUGGGACUGAUCGUUCUCAACAGAAGCACGGUCCAGACCUGCGUGAGGCAUCGCGGGGGCUCUAUAGUGGAUCUCACGUGGGCGUCCCCCGCCAUUGCACGCAGGGUCGAGGGAUGGAGGGUGGCCGAGGAGAUUGAAACGCUCUCCGACCAUUUGUUCGUGGAGAUGAGUCUCCCGGUCGCCCUCCCGGAGGUCCGGGCCCGCCGCAUAGAGGCGGAGAACCGCUUCCCGAGGUGGGCCCACAGGACGAUUGAUGGAGACAUGCUGAGGGCCUCCGUCAAUACUUCGCUGUGGGUAGACGACUUCUUCGUCAACGUCGAGGAGAAGAACGUGGAUGAGAUAGCCGCGAGGAUCGGGGCAAUCAUGAAAGACGCGUGCGACGCGAGCAUGCCCCGAUCCCGGCCUCGUCCGCGCAAAGCGGCUUAUUGGUGGACGGAGAUCGCGGAACUCAGGCGCUCCUCCGUCCACGCAAGACGCGAAUGGUUGCGUGCCAGACGGACGCAAGACACGCAACCGAGGCGUAUGGAAGAGGCGGGAAUAGAGUAUCGCUCCGCCAGGCGGCUCUAUUCCCAGGCGAUUAGACGGGCCAAGGACAGGGCCUGGCAGGAGCUCCUGUUAGAUCUGGACCGGGAUCCGUGGGGGCGCCCCUAUCGUAUGGUCCUCAACAAACUGAGGACCUGGGCGCCCCCAGUAACGGAGUCCAUGGCACCCGAGUUCUUGGAGGAAGUCGUUGACGCCCUCUUUCCCGACGACCCCGGGGAGAGGACGGGCGGCGGUCCCGCUCCCCCUGUAGUGGGACGAGGAACUCGAGGUGACCAUGGGCGAGAUGAAAAAGGCGGCCAAACGGCUGAAAGCCGGAAAGGCCCCCGGUCCGGAUGGAGUUCCUGGCACAGCGUGGUCCUUGGCCACGGGGGAACUGGCCGAACACCUGAGGCGCCUAUACACCGAGUGCCUCAGGACGGGCCGGUUUCCCCGCGCCUGGAAGGUUUCGCGAUUGGUCCUCUUCCCCAAACCGGAGAAGCCCGCCGACCAGCCGUCGGCAUACAGGCCAAUCUGCCUGCUGGACGAGGUCGGCAAGCUCUUCGGAUAAUUGCCGACCGAAUCGCCCAGCAUUUGUCCCGGAGGGGGCCUGAUUUGUCUCAGGCCCAAUACGGCUUUCGAGAGGGCAGGUCGACGAUCGACGCAAUCAAGCGGAUCGAGGCCCUCUCGAAGGCCGCGGCGGAGGGCUGGCAGGGUGGUGCUUGGCACCAGUUUCGACAUUGCCAAUGCAUUUAA
This is a messenger RNA of Temnothorax curvispinosus, 1662 nucleotides long. RefSeq lists its product as uncharacterized. Lineage: Eukaryota; Metazoa; Arthropoda; Insecta; Hymenoptera; Formicidae. Gene Ontology annotation, molecular function: catalytic activity. The transcript has a single exon. The record is from RefSeq and is a predicted model, not a curated record. The coding region runs from base 1 to 1662 and encodes 553 amino acids.